This is a messenger RNA of Cloeon dipterum, 2638 nucleotides long. Its product is annotated as E3 ubiquitin-protein ligase MARCHF8-like. Gene Ontology annotation, cellular component: cytoplasm; late endosome membrane; lysosome. Lineage: Eukaryota; Metazoa; Arthropoda; Insecta; Ephemeroptera; Baetidae. Gene Ontology annotation, molecular function: zinc ion binding; ubiquitin protein ligase activity; MHC protein binding. The transcript has 2 exons. Gene Ontology annotation, biological process: antigen processing and presentation of peptide antigen via MHC class II; protein polyubiquitination; immune response. The coding region runs from base 273 to 965 and encodes 230 amino acids. The record is from RefSeq and is a predicted model, not a curated record.
AGUUUGUUUGCAUUUCAAAUCCCAGAACAAAAAUGUCGUCGUCACGUCCACUCCUUACCUUACACACUUCUUUAACCUAGAGGCACACAGCACACAGAGAGCUAACACAUCAAUGGCUGUCACGAACUAAAGUAAGUGGGUGGUCGCUUGAGUGUCGAAAAUGAGUCGAAUUUCGAUUUCGAGCAUCGACUGCCGCGUGCCCCCCGCAGUCUGAGCCGCCAGGGUCGCUGCCAUUGCUGCUAUUUAGGUCUCGCACUUGCUCAAUCGGCGAGAUGAACGUGUCGCAGUGCUCGACGAUUUCGUCCAGCAGCGCCGAGAUGUGCCGCAUCUGCCACUGCGAGGGCGAGCCGGACGCGCCGCUGAUCGCACCCUGCUACUGCGCGGGCUCGCUGCGUUACGUGCACCAGGCGUGUCUGCAGCAGUGGAUCAAGUCUUCGGACAUCCGCAGCUGCGAGCUGUGCAAGUUCCAGUUCGUGAUGCAGAGCAAGGUGAAGCCGUUCUCCAAGUGGGAGUCGCUGGACAUGUCGCCGGUGGAGCGGCGUCGAUUGCUCUGCAGCGUCGCCUUCCACUCGGUCACCCUGGCCUGCGUCGUGUGGUCGCUCUACGUGCUGGUCGACCGCACCGCCGACGAGGUACGCAAGGGCACGCUCGACUGGCCCUUCUGGACCAAACUGGUGGUGGUGGCCAUCGGCUUCAUGGGUGGCAUUGUUUUCAUGUACAUUCAGUGCAAAUCGUACCUGCGCCUGUGCCAGCGCUGGCGGGCCUUCAACAGGGUCAUCCACAUCCAGGACGCGCCCGAGAAGCCGCCGGGCGCCAUCAGCCUCUCCUCGGUGAUGGUGGAGCCACUGCCGCCGUGCGAGGCCAGCAGCCUCCUCGAACAGGGCGACCUCGGCACCCCCCUCCACCCCAUCAACAUCGUCCAGCACGUGCCGGUCGGCCCUCCGGACGUCGCCAGCAGAGCGUGAGCGGCCUCUCCACCACCUUCGACGGCCCCUUCGAUUUUUUCGAGCAUUUCGAUCUCGGUGCGAGUGUAAUUUCGGUGCUCUAUACUUCGUUUUUUUGUUCUGGUUCUUCUAAGGUUGUGACCAAUGUGAAAAAGGGCGAAGGAAGCACCUGGCAUAAUGUUGUCUAUGUACUUGAUGAGUGUUGAUGUAGCGAUGGACGUGUGUAUCUAAUCAAUGCGUAAUAAUUGCGGUAACCACAGUUGUACUUAAGGGAUUUUGAAUGUUGAAAUUUUUUAAUUUCAUUUGUGAAACUGGAAAUACUGUUGGAACCUUUCGAAUUGGCGAGCGCUGGACAGAUAGUGACGUCAUCAGUGUCAAGGCCGCUGAUGUUUGGUCGAAUUUCACUUGUGGCAGUGCAAAUCGAUUCCUGAGGGUCAGGAAGACACUAGAAACGCAAAAAACCGUCACUUUUGCGGUUUUUGGAUUAAGAACGCCAGCAACCAAUCAAAGAAGAAGAAGGGAAAGAUUAUCUCUGAUUGGCCUGACUGAGACAGCAGCGCCACUGCGACAAGGCUGGUUAGCCUUGAAUCGCUUCCGCUGACUGUCGCUGUCGUGGCGCUGCUGUCUCGAUCUGGACAACUCUGAAUGGUCCCGGCGUUCUCAUAGGUUCACGCCAAAAACCGUCUCAGUAAAAGAUUUUUAAAACUAUAACUAUAACCUAUUUCGACCCUCAGGAAUCGAUACAAUGAUACUUUAAACCAAACAUAAGCGGCCAUGAAACUGACGACAUCAUACAAUGGCCGCUCUCUUUGUCCAGUGCUUGUACAGAGGCUGAUUCCAAAAGUACCAAUGGCAUUCAGAUUUUCUUACAUUGAAAAUUAAUUUUUUUGACAUUCAAAUGUCCUUUAACCGAUUAGCUACGGAAAUAAUUAUUCAUUGUUCUGGUCCAAGCCUUCCUGUUAUUUAUUUACUUAAAUUUCUCUUUUGCAGAAUAACAAACUGUCUGUAAUAAUUCUUGACUGUACUUUUUUCUUUUGCCGACCGAAUGAACUUAAGAAAAAAAAAGAAUUAGUUGUUCGUGCCAUUUGUACAUCUGAGGUAAGCUGACUGACAUUUUAGAAUUUUUCUAUAUUAUAUCAAAAUGGAAAUUGUCGUCUAAUGCUCAAGUAAACUGAGGCCAUGCCAGUCAGUUUCCUUUUUGAAAUCGUAGAAUGGAAGUGAUAUGUUGGAGACUAAUGUAAUUGUAAAACUCGUAUUUAAUGGAUAAAAAGAGAGGCUUGAAAACUAUAUUUUCCUCUGCGGAUUAAUUGUACGUUGAACAUUGUUGUAGAAUUUAGUCAAAAAUGUGAUAAAAUUACCAACUUUUUCCUUGAUGAACAAAACAAUCCACAUUUAUCUUCUUGGUGCUUCUUCGUGAAAAAGUCGACCAAAGAACAAAUUAUUUAAUUAUGAAUUAUACAUAUUUUAUUUCUUGAGUUCCUCUUCUCGACGAAAAUCUUCUUAGACAGCGUAAAUAAAAAAAAUGAAGAAAAUGACAAGCACAGUUCCUCGAGAAAUCUGAUAGUGAAUUUUUCAGUGAGUGACUUGUUACAACACUUUUCCUCGAUUGUUAAGAAUUCGUGCUUGUUCGGUGAGCAACUUAAUUUUAUACCUGUACUUUUGAGUUGCGGAAUAAAGAAACACGCUGGAUUUGA